UCUUUUGGUUUGUUUUCUUCUCUUAUUACAGUAUAUAUUAAUCUAUAAUCCGGUGUGUAGUUUUCAUGUAUUAUGUGGUUUGACUUUGGUUAUGUCUUAAUUCUGAGUAAAUGUUAAAGUUGGUUGACCUUUGUUCACUGUAUAAUUCUUGUUUGAACAUGUUAAGCUCAAUUAAUGGGUAAAAAUUGUAUCUUUAAAUGUUUUUGUAAUACUAUUAGUUAGCUGGUUUUUCAGCAAAAUGCUAGCUCAAGUGAAUUUGCUAUUGUUAUUGGCCAACUUUUUAUUGCUAUAUAGAAUUGACUAUGGUUUUUCUGAAUACUGUGAACAUGAAGUUUCUAAAUUGUAACCUAGAUAUGAUUGCUUGUGUAAACUGUAAAAGUUGAAAAGGAGUUUUAAGGCGAAUUGUACAUGCUCUGGAACAGCUUUAAUUAACUUUUUCUAGUGAAGAAAAGGCUCUUUAUGAGCCUUGUUGAGCUAUUUUACCUAAUAAUACAAUUCGCACGGAUUACAAUAGUCUGGCACUUUUACAUAUUAUAGUGAAAAGGCUUCAAGAAGUGGUGCCGGUGAGAUUAUAAUACAAGGUAACGCGGAGAUUGAUGAAGAUGUCAUGCAUCGUAUCAGAGCCAGAUGGAUGAAGUGGAGGUUUCCUUCGGGUGUCUUGUGUGAUAAUAAUGUGCUGCUGAGACUUACAGGUAAGUUCUACAAGGUUGUAGUUAGACCGACUAUGUUUGCAUGGAGCAGAGUGUUGGCCGGUCAAGAACUCUCAUACCCAAAAGCUGAAAUUAGCUGAGAUGAGGAUGUUGAGGUAGAUGUGUGGGCAUACCCGAUUGGAUAAUAUUAGGAAUGAAGUUAUUCGGGGAAAGGUGGGAGUGGCCCAUGUGGAGGAUAAAGAUGCGGGAGGCGAGAAUGAGAUGGUUCGGGCAUGUUAAGAGGAGAAGUAUAGAAGCCCCAGUUAGAAGGUGCUAGAGGUUAGCUUCGGUGGAUAGCAGAAGGGGUAGAGGUAGGCCUAAGAAGUCUUGGGGAGAGGUUAUUAGGCGGGACAUGGCACAGCUGACUGAGGACAUGGACCUAGACAUGAGGGUGUGGAGGUCAAAGAUUAGGGUAUUAGGGAGAGGUUAUUAGGCGGGACAUGGUACAGCUGACUGAGGACAUGGACCUAGACAUGAGGGUGUGGAGGUCAAAGAUUAGGGUAGAAGGUUAGUAGGUCGAGCGUUUCUCUUUGCCUUACUCAGUUCGCUAGCAUUAGUGUUAGUAUGAUAUCUUUUUAUUCAUAGAGUGCUGUUACUAUCUAGAGUUUAACUGAAUUCUUGGAUUCGAUCUUAUUUUAUCUUGUUGUUAUUCCUACAUGUUGCAAUUAUCUUUUCUUUUUCAGCCGUUUUCUAGCCGAGAGUCUAUCGGAAACAGCCUCUCUGCCCUUCCAGGGGUAGGGGUAAGACUGCGUACAUCUUACCCUCCCCAAACCCCACUUGUGGGAAACUACUGGGUUUAUUGUUUUUGUUGAUACUUCAAGAAGCGGUGCAAUUUUGAGAGGGAUGUAACAUUUUUUGCAAAUACUUAUCGUCUUGCCAUAUCUAUCCGCAUCGGCAUUUCAUGGAGAUGUUGAUGUCCUAUAUCUCUAGUUCUAAAAGGAUCACACCGUCUGUUUCUUCUAAGAUUACACAGGAUUAAUAAAUAGACAGUGAGAUCAAAGCAUACAACAUAUGGCGGUGUUUUGACCAGAAUGGAUCCUCAGGCUUUCAUUAGGCUGUCAAUAGGGUCGCUGGGGUUGAGACUGUCUGGAACAACUACUUUGAACAGUACAAAAACAGGGAUAAGUGCAGUCUCUUCUCCCUGUGUGUGCGAGAUCCGUCUUCGAGGUUUCCCUGUGCAGACAUCAUCUAUUCCCUAUAUUUCCUCACCUGAAGCUACACCGGAUAUUCACAACGUUGCAUCCAGCUUUUAUCUUGAAGAAUCUGAUUUGAAAGCUUUACUGGCACCUGCCCCCUGUUUUUAUGCGGCUCAUGCAUGUCUAGAGAUAGUUGUUUACACAGGACGCAAAGGAGGCCACUGUGGUGUUGGUAUUAAGAGGCAGCAAGUUGGGACAUUUAAGUUGGAAGUAGGUCCCGAAUGGGGUGAAGGAAAACCAGCCAUUCUGUUUAAUGGCUGGAUAGGAAUUGGCAAGAACAAGCUGGAGACUGGAAAACCUGGAGCGGAGCUUCAUUUGAGAGUGAAGCUGGACCCUGAUCCAAGAUAUGUUUUCCAGUUUGAAGAUAAAACGAAACUAAGCCCUCAAAUAGUGCAGCUUCAGGGAACCAUCAAGCAACCUAUUUUCAGUUGCGAGUUUAGUCAGGACAGGGUAUCUCCGGUAGAUCCAUUAAAUAAUUUUUGGUCAAGUUCAUUUGACGGUUCUGAACUAGAGGUAGAGAAAAGAGAGAGGAAGGGAUGGAAGGUGAAGAUACACGAUCUCUCUGGGUCGGCUGUUGCAGCAGCCUUCAUAACAACUCCGUUUGUGCCAUCAACAGGUUGUGAUUGGGUGGCCAAAUCCAACCCAGGAGCUUGGUUGAUUGUUCGUCCUGAUAUUUGCAGGCCCGAAAGUUGGCAGCCAUGGGGAAAGCUUGAAGCAUGGCGUGAACGUGGGAUCAGAGAUUCCAUUUGCUGUCGCUUCCAUCUUCUAUCAGAGGGGCAGGAAUGUGGUGGUGAUCUUCUCAUGUCUGAAAUCUUGAUCAGUGCAGAGAAGGGUGGUGAGUUCUACAUUGACACGGACAGACAGGUACAAGCAGCAGCGAGUCCACUGCCCAGUCCAAGAAGCAGCGGAGACUUUGCAGCACUAAGUCCUGUUGCAGGCGGUUUUGUCAUGAGCUGUCGAGUGCAAGGGGAAGGGAAAUGCAGCAAACCCCUCGUGCAACUUGCCAUGCGACACAUCACCUGUGUGGAAGAUGCAGCCAUUUUCAUGGCGCUUGCUGCUGCAGUUGAUCUUAGCAUUGAGGCAUGCAGGCCUUUUCGCAGAAAGCUACGGAGAAGUACUCGCCAUUCCUGGUGAUGUAUGUAUACGCAUAAUGGGAGAUAUACUGAUAUCCAACCCCAUUCCUGUAUUUCUCCUGAUUGUUGUAACAACUUUACUUUUGCUAUGUAGUAACCAACUUAAUCUAUAUUUAAAUUGGUUCAAGUGGCCC
Molecule: messenger RNA, 3152 nt
Organism: Nicotiana tabacum (common tobacco)
Lineage: Eukaryota; Viridiplantae; Streptophyta; Magnoliopsida; Solanales; Solanaceae
Source: RefSeq, a predicted model, not a curated record